AUCAUAGUGCCGGUAUGGUCUGAUAAUGGUGGGAAUAGGCAUAAUACAGUUAUACUCAAAUCUUGAUGAGGCAUCUAUUUUCGAUGUACAGUAGUUUUACAUAUUGUCACCAUGUUAAGCAUUUGUUGUGGGUAUUUUGAAACGAAGUCAGAAGUAUCUAAGAGUAUUAAAAAUGUAAAGACUAAAGAAAUAACGAUAAAGGUGGAGGAGACCGUUAGUACCUGAGGUUAGGUUAGGUCAACUAAUAGGUUCUGUGCAUUCUCGCUUCCAUUUUUGUGAUCAGUAUCAUGUAAAUAGUAUCUCGGUUUGUGUUCAAUUCCUUAAGUUAUUUCUUGUCUAACGGUCUCAUCCGCCUUUAUCCACACAGCGCGGUUGCAAUUUUUGAUUGGAGGUUUAAUGUAAUGCUUGUAUAUACACAUUAUUAUUGACCUCAACUGUGGGGUUUGAAUCUGGGCCCACAGGAUGGGAAACAGGAACGCUACCUGGGGCCUUUUUUUUUUUAGUGGUAAGUGGAGCCUCUCCCUCAGAAUCAGUAGUAGUGCUAAAGUUCAGAUUUGCUCCGCAAGGGGGCUGAGGUGCUGGUGAGCACCCUGUUGGCUCCUGGGAAAGUGACCGGCGCAGAGAGUGUAUGCGUGAGGCGAAUCUGAAAUCUGAAUCCGAUGGUCUGCCCGACUCAACUACCACUGGGGAUUUCGUCCCACGGUGGCUAGGACUCUUUGGGAAUCGAAAUCAUGUAGAAAUGCCUGGUUGUCUUGAAUGUUUCACAAUUGGUAAGAAUUGUCUUAGAAAGUGCAGGGGGAGAACUAUUCAAGACCAUGGCAAGUUGUAGAUUGUCAUCGUAGCUGUUUUCGUGUAGGGAUGACCUUGGGUCAAGUCAGCUCCAUCCACGAGACCAGGGUUCAGAAGUCAGGUGACUAACUUUCUCUCUUGGGAAUACUCGCCAACCUUCCGCACUCUGAGUGCGGCCUAUAUUGUCUCAUUAGCUCCGGUGUGAGCCCAGCACACCUGGCGAGAACCUUAUUACGAUGCCUCCGUCGUCACGUGGUGGUUACGCUUUCAUGAUGUAUUCCUUCUAUCAUCAUAAACUUGACAAUCGUGCACCCACAUUUCUGUGGUGUACUAGUAAUGGAAUCUUCAGUAUUAUAAGCUAACCACUUGAGCCCAGAAUACGGACAAGAAAGGUGAUUGCACUUUUGUCCAACAAAGAACAAUAACACUCAAUAAUUCGAUGGUCGUAUCUCCUAACUUCGACCCAGUACCUGGUAACGGAACUAGGGACAACUCCCGUCCCAGAACCAGCACACUGGCAGUACAGAACCUGCUAAUUGUGGGAAUGGUCUUAUCAGUGAGGGACAGGCAUGAAGCGAUAGUCUUAUGUACUGUAGUAGAAGGCGGAGUCAGUACAGUACUCAGUAGGUGGGCAUCCACCGUAGUGUGCAUACCCCUCCGGGCCCACUGCUGAAUCUCUCGUGCUCAACUCCUCACGCUCAAGAGUUCCCUGCUAAUCACACGUACUCAGUGUUGAGUAUGGAACAGCUACACCGGACCUUACUGUGGGUAGAGGAGGAGGUGGAGAGACAGGUGCAUGGGUACCAGAAAUGGCAGAUCGUGGCCGCCACAGCUGCCAUCACACUGACCACCCUCGCAGCUAAGGAUCUCGUCAGCAACAGGGAAGACGUGUAUGAGAGCAUCAAGAACUGGGUGUUCAGGACGGGUCGCUCCAUCCCGGCCGUCAAGCGGAGGAUAGCAGAGUCCCUUGAUAACUCCCGUAAAGAUCUAGAGAAAAGCAUGUUUGAGGACAAUGGAUUGCUCAGUGUCCAGCCACCACUGAAGACACUGCCACCCACUGGCUGGACCAGGGAGCAAGUACUGCAGGAGGCCAGCAACAUACUCAGAGAAGGCAAGUAUGAGUGGCGGGAUGGAAAGAUCUCUGGUGGGGCUUUCUCAGGCUCAGACGACAUGUUCACUAACCUCCUAGAGAAGAUAUAUGGCCUCUUUGCCUUCAGUAACCCACUUCAUGCUGACAUCUUCCCUGGUGUGAGGAAGAUGGAGGCAGAGAUUGUCAGGAUGACCAUCUCUCUCUUCCAUGGAACUGAUGAGCAGUGUGGAUGUAUAACAAGUGGUGGAUCUGAGAGUAUCUUGAUGGCAAUGAAGGCAAUGAGAGACUGGAGCCGGGAGGUAAAGGGCGUGGAGAAACCGGAGAUAGUUGCUUGUGUGACAGUCCAUGCAGCUUUUGACAAGUCUGCCUCCUUGCUAGGAAUAAAGAUCAGGAAGGUACCCAUGGACCAUAAUACUUGUAAGGUCAAUAUAGCAGCAAUGCGACAGGCCAUCACCAGCAACACUGUCAUGCUAGUAGCAUCUGCCCCAGAAUUCCCUCAUGGUAUCAUUGAUGAUGUGGAGAAGAUAGGUGCUCUAGGCCAGCAAUACGAUGUACCUGUCCAUGUUGAUUGUUGUAUGGGCGGCUUCAUCCUCCCCUUCAUGGAGGGUGCUGGCUAUCCUCUUCCUCCUUUUGACUUCCGUGUUCCGGGAGUUACCAGUAUUUCCGCUGACACACACAAGUAUGGGAAUGCACCCAAGGGCUCCAGCGUUAUCAUGUACCGGAGUGAGAAGUACCGACACUACCAGUACUUCGUGGUACCUGAUUGGCCUGGUGGUAUCUACGCCUCCCCCACUAUACCGGGGUCACGUGCAGGAGGGUUGGUGGCAGUGUGCUGGGCAGCACUAGUUUACCAUGGGGUUGAUGGCUACACUGAGACAACCCGCAAGAUCAUCACUACUGCUAGGCACAUCAAGAAGCAGCUGAAGUUGAUUCCUGAGAUCCAGUUGUUUGGGGAUCCUCUGACAUCCAUUGUGGCCUUCACCAGCACAAAUGCAGACAUUUUUAAAGUGGGAGACAUUUUGGGUCAGCAUGGGUGGCACCUCACUUUUAUCCAGUAUCCUUCUGGACUACAUAUAUGUUUGACGUCCUUACAAAAUUCUGAUGACUUUGCCGAGCGUUUUGUGACUGAUGUGAAAAAAGCUAUCACGGAAGUGGGAGUCCACCCAGGAGACAGUACUGGUCUUGGGAAGGUGUAUGGUACAGCAGCAGAUAUACCAGAUAAAUUCUUGAUAGGGGAGGCAGCAAAGGUUUUUCUUACAUGCUAUUAUGAGACUGAACCAUCCAAAGAUGAAGAGUUAGAGGAGGUGAAUGACACUGAAGGUGAAGAAACCACAAAGGGAAUAUAACAGACUGGUAAUCCUCCAGCCCAACAACUCCCGCUUUUUCCUACUAGGUAUCCCUGGGUCUGGAAGGUGACAAGCCGAGCCGGGUGAAGUUGGGGGGGAGACCCAGGAUCCAAGAGGCAAGAGGAGCUUGGGGCUGGGCGCCUGGUAUGGUAGUGUUGUGGUGACCUCAGUGGUAAGAUGACGUGUGCACGCGUACUGGCAUUUUGUCUCUCUUUCGUCCUCCUGGCCAGCAUGAGGUGCCAGGAAUGUCGGGACUGUGACCUCAGUGAAUGUUACCCCCUGACCUCCAGUGACUGUCUCUGGGGGAUUCACAAGGAUAGCUGUUUCUGUUGUAAUCGCUGUGCCAAGGGGUUAGGAGAGAGCUGCGGGGGCCGCCUUGAAGAGUUUGGCAAAUGUGGUCCCGGAAUGGGCUGCACCUCACAAGACCCGGAAGGUGAGGGCGUGUGUUCGAUGGCGCUACUCAUGCCCAAGACGGUGCCCAUCAUCUUCCAUCCCCAGAAGAAAACACAACAGUAAUUUUUUUCAUGGUUGGAUGUACCGCGUGUUUGUCGAGAUGUUAAUUUGAUUUAGUAAUGUCAAUUUGUAAAUUUUUCGUUUUACUUCAUCAUGGGAAAAAUUACGCUUUCUUGAAUACACGCCUUUUUAUUGUCAACUGUCACAUAAAAUCUGUAUAAAAAUAC
Messenger RNA from Homarus americanus (American lobster), 3905 nucleotides. Its product is annotated as sphingosine-1-phosphate lyase-like. The coding region runs from base 1528 to 3225 and encodes 565 amino acids. NCBI's taxonomy places the organism in Eukaryota, Metazoa, Arthropoda, Malacostraca, Decapoda, Nephropidae. The record is from RefSeq and is a predicted model, not a curated record. Gene Ontology annotation, molecular function: sphinganine-1-phosphate aldolase activity; pyridoxal phosphate binding. The transcript has 16 exons. Gene Ontology annotation, biological process: carboxylic acid metabolic process; sphingolipid catabolic process. Gene Ontology annotation, cellular component: endoplasmic reticulum.